AUGUAUGGGCCUGUCGCACUAAGUCUAUCCGACCUAAAGACCGCGGCGGAGGCCGGGCGCUCCGCCCCGCAGCCCGCUUUGCACCCUCCAGCGUCCGAGCAACGUCAGACGGGCUUGGACGGCAAUGAACUUGCACGGAGCGUCACCCGUCUAGCCCAGCGGCAGGCCGCGUGGAGAUACCCGCCGUCGGCGAGAAGGGCAUUCACCGUUUUAUCAAGUUUACGGAGGCGGCUGGCGCACGAUAGAGAGGUGCCGGCGACGCGGCUCGGCGCUUUGUUCCACGCGGGGCGCGUCGCAUCGCUUUACCCUAACGCCCGUUCGCAAGUGAACCCGCCCGCUAUUAACACGAAAGCCGCCGUCAACAAUCCACAU
Molecule: messenger RNA, 372 nt
Organism: Iphiclides podalirius (scarce swallowtail)
Lineage: Eukaryota; Metazoa; Arthropoda; Insecta; Lepidoptera; Papilionidae
Source: the annotation of a GenBank genome assembly